AUGUUGCCAGGCGUUUGCCCUCCCCGUCUCCCACCUACCCACCACGGAUCGCUCGUGCAGAUGGCCCCCCUUGGGGACCGGGUCCUCAUCCGCCCCAAGGAGAACGACCAGAGGACGGCGGGGGGGGUACUCCUGCCUGAGUCCGCCCGCCAGGGUGGCAUGGACGCCCUGGUGGGCACGGUGGUCGCGGUGGGGGAGGAGGCGGAGCUGGGCCUGGAGAGCGGCGACACAGUGCUGUUCAGCAAGUACGGAUCUAGCGAGGUGGAGAUCCCCGGCGGCUCGAUCAGCUUCGUGCAGGCCAAGUCUGUGCUGGCCAAGCUGUCCUGA
Molecule: messenger RNA, 327 nt
Organism: Auxenochlorella protothecoides
Lineage: Eukaryota; Viridiplantae; Chlorophyta; Trebouxiophyceae; Chlorellales; Chlorellaceae
Product: 10 kDa chaperonin
Exons: 2
Coding region: 1-327 (108 amino acids)
Cellular component (GO): chloroplast; mitochondrial matrix
Molecular function (GO): protein folding chaperone; metal ion binding; ATP binding
Source: RefSeq, a predicted model, not a curated record